AUGAUGGCCAACAAUAGAAUCGAGAGAGCUCUCGCAAAACCUGGUACCAUGAGUGCUAGUCCCAUUAAAACGGCCGGUGCCAUUAAGGCUGUUUCCCCAAAGGCUGUUUCCCCAAAGGCUGUUUCCCCGAAGGCUGCCGCGUCGAAACUCGUCGUGCCAAAGGCGACGGAGCGUAUCGCGGGGCCCAUCACGAAGGCUUCCGGAGGAGCGCUACUAACGAAGACCACCGCCGUCAAAACCACCGCAAAGCCUGAUACUUCGAACGCUCGUGCUGUGAAGGCUGGACCCAUAAAGGUUACCCAGUUAAAGGCUGCAAAGACGGGGAAUAUGACGACAGAGGCUAUCACAAACCCCGCUGCCAAGGCUGGUGCCACGAAAGCAGGUACUACGAAGAAGUCUGGUGCUGCGAACGGUACCGGGUUGAAGGCUGCCGUAACAGGGAAUAUUGCGACAACGAGAAUCGAAAGUCCAGCCCUGCAGGACAUUACCACGACUACUAUUGUCCCGAAAGCUGCUGCGCGCAAGGCCGACUCGAUGAAGAGUAUCACAAGGCCUACCACGAGGGCUUCCUCGGGGGUUCUCACGAAAAGAUCUACUACGAAGGGAACUCUGACGAAUGCUACGGUGGAUGAUUCUGCGGCAGGGAGUAUUGAGAAGGAGAUUGCCAUGAAAGCCUCUACCACAAAUACUGCUGCCACGGAAGCUGCCGCGUGGAAGGCUAUCACAACGAAGAACUUCCACAAGGGGUAUUACGAGGAGUAG
Messenger RNA from Akanthomyces muscarius, 762 nucleotides. RefSeq lists its product as uncharacterized. NCBI's taxonomy places the organism in Eukaryota, Fungi, Ascomycota, Sordariomycetes, Hypocreales, Cordycipitaceae. The record is from RefSeq and is a predicted model, not a curated record. The transcript is spliced from 2 exons. Bases 1 to 762 code for a protein of 253 amino acids.